GAAAAUUUUUUCCCCAGGCGCCGGGAAGGGUCGCUACGCCUCUGCUUGUUGUGACAUUGACAACAAAAAUAUGACGGAGGUUGGGGUUUAAUUAAGGUAAAGAGAAGUAAAAAAAUGUCAUAAGUUACGAUAUAAUCACUAAUUGAUGAAAAGAAAAACCUGAAAUGAAAAUAGUCAUUCAAACAAUAAGAAAAAACUCAAACUAUAUAGUAAUAGUAAGAUCAAAUAAACAUUAGUUAAAAAAGCGUGAUUUAAUACAUGGAUACAAGUUGCAUCUCACAAUGCUUCUAGAAUUAAUAAAGUUGUUUGUUAGGAAAUUCAGUUUUUAAAGGGCAGAAUUUAAAAAAAAAAUGCUUUGUAAUACGGACUAUACAACAAGACAAUCAUAUUUAAAUACAUUUUCAUACGAAUAGAAAUUAAAGGGAAGCUACUCUAAAUAACAUUUUCUCAAGAUGGCUGCUGUUUUUAAUAGCAGAUUUACUAUCUCGAACAGGGUUGAUAAAAAUUAAUUUCAGGAUAUUUAAAUUGAUUUAAUCAUAAAUGAUACUUUCUCCCCUGGAUGAUAAUGUUUAAAGCUAUUCUGUGGAGAUGAGUCGCCAGCUUUUGCAAUGCUGUUUGUUAUCAACAAAAAAUAUAAUACAUCGUCAUAGUUCAUUGUUCUUCAAAAAUACUUUCCAGUCUAAUGGGCUGUCACUUAUAAGAAAAAAAUCUACUGACAGUCAAGGUUAUCUUAAAAAAUGUGAAAGAUCAUUCAAUUUAUACAGCAAUAAAAAACUUGUUUGUAUUAGAAAUAAAAACUUAAGCUCGGCACGAGAAUUUCAUACAAGCACUAGAAGGCAGAUACCGCCAAUUUUUUGGGUGGUUCUUAAACCUUUGGCAAAGUUUGGGGCAGCUGUAACUGGCAGAACUGUGAGAAUUUGGUUCAAACGACUUGACCCUCAGAGAAAGAAGGACAUACUUGCCAAGCUGAAACAGAAAUGGUAUAUACCUGCUGGAAUUGUGUUUGUAACGGCCCUUGCUGGAACCUACUAUUACAUAAGCCACCUGGAAGAAACCCCAAUCACUGGGAGAAAAAGAUUCAUUACAUUCACACAUGAGCAGAUUGCCAAAAUUUCUGAAGCAGAGGCAGAAAUGCUUAUUCAGCUGUACAAGGAUAAAUAUUAUGCACUCAACGAUCCACAAACGCAGCGUGUCCUUCAAGUGGCUCGUAGAUUACUGAAAGCCAAUCCAGAGCUGAGACAAAUGCAGUUUGAUGAGUGGAAAAUUUUUGUCAUCAAAGAUCCACUUGUCAACGCAUGUGUUUUACCAAGUGGCCAUAUGUUUGUGUUUGAUGGUAUCUUGCAACUGGCCAACACACAGGACCAACUAGCUGUGAUACUUGGGCAUGAAAUGGCCCAUGCUGUCCUAGGUCAUGGGAUUGAAGAGCUUAGCUACAGUGGCGCUGUGGAUAUUCUUAUUAUUUUUUGCUUAGCUGUGAUUUGGUUUUUUAUUCCUUUGGACUCCUUUGCUGUAUUAACUCACUGGUUGUACAACAGAGUGAUUCAGUUAAUGAUGCACAUGCCUCACAGCAGGAAAAUUGAAUCAGAGGCUGAUCGUGUUGGCUUGAUGUUUGCUGCCAAGGCAUGUUAUGAUGUGCGUGAUGGGACAGUGUUGUGGAAAAAAAUGUCCUUCAAUGAAAAGCUAACUCAAGAAGGAUCCACCCCUGAGUGGAUGCAGACACACCCAGAUAGUUUAAAAAGAGCAGAGCACAUAGAUUUUCUACUGCCUAAGGCUGAGACAUGGAGAAAUCAAAUGAAAUGUCCCAAACUACCAGCAAAUGAUCCAAGAGCAAGUAUACCAAUUUUAUCCCAAUUUAUCAAUGACCAGAUGCUGGCCACUAAGACAGGACAAGACUUAAGAAAAGUUCCUUUACAACCACAUGUGGUAGUGUUAAAAAAGUCAUAACUUUUUUGAUGUAAUAAUUGUUAAUUACAAUUUACAGUGUAAAUGAGAGUUGGAGGUAGUUUUCUGAAAAAUGUAACAUAUAUUUAGUACAAUGACGAUAAGUUUGUCAAGAAAACCCUCUUGUCAUCCUUUUGGGUAGAAUCUUUAGCUUGUAGAGUUUAAAUUUGUACAUGGAAUCUGUUUUGGUGUUGAUUUAUUCUAACUCAGCAUCAAUACUUUUAUUAUGUGCCUUUAUGCACUAAAAUUUUGCUAUUCACCUUAUAAAAUAAAAACUUUUCUUUAACAUUUUUAUUAAUAGGAAUGUAGCAAGAUUAAUUGAUGAGAUUUAUAACAUUGAAAAUCAUUGCUUGGCUUAUAUGUAAAAAAAAAACACUUUUACAUUGCAUGAAAAUAAUGCAAAAAAUCUAAUUUUACUUUAACAUUGUUUAACUAGUGAUUUGUAAAUAUAGUUGUUUAAAAUCUAUGUUCAUCCUGAAACAAAAGCCUUUGAUUAUCUUGACUUAGUUGAAUAUGUGAUGUAUCAUUGUGUGAUCAUGUUAAAAUUAAAAUAUAAAUGCAAACACAGAUAUUUGUUCCCUUAUUACUAUUCCUCAUUGUUUUAUACUCAGAUACUUCAAAUUAUAUUAAAAAAUAAAUGACCCAAAUUAAG
Molecule: messenger RNA, 2593 nt
Organism: Physella acuta
Lineage: Eukaryota; Metazoa; Mollusca; Gastropoda; Physidae
Product: metalloendopeptidase OMA1, mitochondrial-like
Biological process (GO): protein quality control for misfolded or incompletely synthesized proteins; mitochondrial protein processing
Cellular component (GO): mitochondrial inner membrane
Molecular function (GO): metalloendopeptidase activity
Source: RefSeq, a predicted model, not a curated record